Molecule: messenger RNA, 2074 nt
Organism: Oncorhynchus tshawytscha (Chinook salmon)
Lineage: Eukaryota; Metazoa; Chordata; Actinopteri; Salmoniformes; Salmonidae
Product: glucoside xylosyltransferase 1-like
Exons: 5
Biological process (GO): protein O-linked glycosylation via N-acetylgalactosamine
Molecular function (GO): UDP-xylosyltransferase activity
Source: RefSeq, a predicted model, not a curated record
GAAGCCCCGUCCUGUCUCCCAGCUGGUUGCUCAGCGGGUAGCGCCGCAGUUCGCCUCGCCCACGCUGCUGCCCAAGAAGGACAAGAAGGACAGAACGGACCAGGAGAAGAAUGACAAAGAGCCCACAGUGAAGAAGAACAACCACAAGAAGAUGAGACCGAGGAAUGACAUGGCGUCAGUGGGUCUGAGGUGGGAGGAGCUGCUGAUGCCCCUGCUGCAGAAAUAUAAACUAAACAUGACCUGGGGAGACCAGGACCUGCUCAACAUCAUCUUCCAUCACAACCCUGAGUGUCUGUUGGAAGUCCCCUGUCACUGGAACUACCGUCCAGACCACUGUAUCUACGGCAGUAACUGUGGCUCCGCGGAGGAGGAGGGUAUCUUUAUCCUGCACGGGAACAGAGGAGUGUACCAUGACCUCAAACAGCCUGCCUUCAGGGCCGUCUACGACGCCAUACGACAGUACUCAUUUAGGGAGGAUCCUGUGAGCUCUCUGCUGGUCCCACUGGAAGAAGAGCUGUUGAAGACGACCCGUUCAUACUGUGGUAAAUCACAUGUUCUGUUUACUAAGAGACUGGCUCACAGCCUGGCCAACGUCAACAGAGAUGCUCAGCGUCCACAUGGAUGGUAGUCUGAAGUCCUGGGCCUCCAGGCUGUCCUAUAGUGUUGUCAUGUUCAGAGGUGGUAGCCUGGGUUCUGUUCAUUAGAGCACACUGUAGCAAACCUUUUGCUACGGAUAACUAAAAUGGGCGUUUCUUAUUGGACAAGUUGAGCUAGUGCCUACUCUGUUUCAUUUUGUCGUCUUCUGUUUCAAGAAUACUUGGCACCUACAGCUACAUGGCUGAAUGAAUUUAUUUAUACAUUUUAUUUAACUGGACAAGUCGGUUAAGAACAAAUUUUAAUUUUACAAUAUCAGCCUACCCCGGGCAAACCCUCCCCUAACCCGGACGAUGCUGGGCCAGUUGUGGGCCACCCUAUGGGACUCCUGAUCACGGCUGGUUGUGGGCCACCCUAUGGGACUCCCGGUCACGGCCGGUUGUGAUACAGCCCGGAAUCAAACCAAGGUCUCUAGUGACGCCUCUAGCAUUGAGAUGCAGUGUCUUAGACCACUUCGCCACUCGGGAGGAAGAGACGAGAUGGAUGUUGGUGACUUCAUAUGCAGGAGAUACAUACUGUGUGAAGAAUGAUGUCGCUGUCAUCACUACAGAUCCCACAUCUUGUUCAGCGUUUCUCUGGUCAUAGUCAUCUGUAUAGGAGGCUAUAUGACAUUUCCAAUGCUGCCGAGGCUCCUCUUUAACAGUGCUGUCUGCUGUAUUCAAGAGGCCUUGCUCUCCAUAUUGGAGAAUGUGGUCUUAUCCGGCCUGCAGAACAUGACUAAACUCAAUCAGCCUUCCUAAGCUCAAUGGUACCUCUCCUAUUGACAAAGAGCUACUCUGAGCCCUCUGCCAUAAUGUGGACAGCAUAGUGCCAUGGGAGAAGAGGAAGGCACAGACAGGAAGCUGUUUUGGAGUUGGCUUGAUCGAAAAUGCACUUUUUCAAUGGCAGUCUGUUAUUAGUCUUUCCCCUUUCUACUUUAAGAUAAGAGGAACAAGAUACGGAUUCAUGUGACUUCUGGAUGUUUACAGUUUAUUGUCGUUCUUUAGGUUUUGUGUCAAUUUGUUUACUUCAGAAAUAGUUACAACCAGUACUUGUCUUUGUGUGUUAUUUUGUUUGUGAAGGUUUUAUUAGAUGUGGUAUGGAUGAAGCCGUCCGGGGAUGGAUCUGUUUCAGACACAUUGUCAGACAUUUAUACCAGUCUUUAUUACUCUGAUGUUCUGCUCAAUUCCCUCCUUUAAACAUGCUGGAACAUUGUCUUUGAAGAACCACUUUACUCUGCAGUCAGUCAGUUUUCAUGUGUUGUUCAGGCGACAGAUCGGUACAUUCAUUUGCGUUGUGUUUUAUAACUAAUGCCAAAGUUCUUUUCACUGUUGAAUGUAUAUUUGAAACAUUGACCGUCAAAACAAACAACUUCCUUCUGUCUGUCAGAAUGAUCUUGAAAAUGUUUAGUUAUUUUUACAAUACAUAUCUUCCUAAUGAU